Messenger RNA from Chondrus crispus (carragheen), 1408 nucleotides. RefSeq names its product enolase. The transcript is spliced from 2 exons. Gene Ontology annotation, molecular function: phosphopyruvate hydratase activity; magnesium ion binding. Lineage: Eukaryota; Rhodophyta; Florideophyceae; Gigartinales; Gigartinaceae. The record is from RefSeq and is a predicted model, not a curated record. Bases 1 to 1326 code for a protein of 441 amino acids. Gene Ontology annotation, biological process: glycolytic process. Gene Ontology annotation, cellular component: phosphopyruvate hydratase complex.
AUGUCAGGCAAGAUCACCGCCGUCACCGCUCGCUCCGUCUUCGACUCGCGCGGCAACCCUACCGUCGAAGUCGAUGUCACCACGCCCGGUGGCAAGUUUUCCGCCAUGGUCCCGUCGGGUGCCUCCACGGGCAUCUACGAAGCCCUCGAGCUCCGCGAUGGUGACAAGAGCGCCUACCUUGGUAAGGGUGUCGAUAAGGCCGUCGACAAUGUCAAAUCCAAGAUCGCCGCCGCCAUCAUCGGUAUGGACUCCGCCGAUCAGGGCGCCAUUGAUGCCAAAAUGAUCGAGCUCGACGGCACCGAGGGAGGCUUCAAGAAGAACUUGGGAGCCAAUGCUAUCCUCGGCGUGUCUAUGGCUGUCGCCAGGGCAGGCGCCAAUGCCAAAGCGGUUCCGCUGUACAAGCAUUUGAAUGACUUGGCUGGAAACCCCAAGAUGUUGCUGCCCGUGCCGAGUCUGAAUGUCAUUAAUGGUGGUACCCAUGCUGGAAAUAACUUGGCUAUGCAGGAGUUCAUGAUUCUGCCGGUUGGCGCUAGCAACUUCCGAGAAGCUAUGAAGAUGGGUGCCGAGACCUAUCAGUACUUGAAGAAGGUAAUUAAGAAGAAGUAUGGCCUUGAUGCCACCAGUGUGGGCGAUGAGGGUGGCUUCGCCCCCAAUAUCCAGGACAACACUGAGGGUCUGAAGCUUUUGGAAGAGGCCAUCGAAAUGGCUGGCUACACUGGCAAGAUCAAGGUUGGCAUGGAUGUUGCUGCCAGUGAGUUCUGGGUCGAGGCCAAGAAGAUGUACGAUCUCGACUUUAAGACUGAAAACAAUGACGGCUCUCAAUGUCUUAGCGGGGAGAAGCUCGGUGAGAUGUACAAGGAUUUCUGCAAGAACUUCCCCAUGAUUUCGAUUGAGGACCCCUUUGACCAGGAUGACUGGGAGUCUUACGCCAAGCUUACGGCAGCUGUCGGUGAAGGCGUCCAGAUCGUUGGCGAUGACCUCCUCGUCACCAACCCCAAUCGUAUUCAGACUGGUAUCGAUAAGAAGGCGUGCAAUGCGCUUUUACUGAAGGUUAACCAGAUUGGGUCAAUCACGGAAGCCAUUCAAGCAUGCAAGAUGUCGCGUGACGCUGGGUGGGGGGUUAUGGUUUCGCAUCGCUCAGGAGAAACUGAGGACAACUUCAUUGCCGAUCUUUGCGUCGGUCUCGGAACUGCGCAGAUCAAAACAGGCGCCCCGUGCCGUUCGGAGCGGCUGGCGAAGUACAACCAGCUCCUUCGUAUCGAGGAAGAGCUUGGUGACGCUGCUGUGUACGCUGGUGCCAAGUUCCGCACUCCUUGGGCAAUCUAAUAGAAAGUUGAGUAGCACUCGUAAAAACCAGAAAUAUCUCUAGCUUAACGAGAAGAAAUUUCUGACCCUUUUAACUGUCACA